This is a messenger RNA of Pseudocercospora fijiensis CIRAD86, 2538 nucleotides long. RefSeq lists its product as uncharacterized. Lineage: Eukaryota; Fungi; Ascomycota; Dothideomycetes; Mycosphaerellales; Mycosphaerellaceae. The transcript has 11 exons. The record is from RefSeq and is a predicted model, not a curated record. Bases 1 to 2538 code for a protein of 845 amino acids.
AUGAUUACUAGAGAUGCGGAACCCAACACCACAUUAUCUUUAACUAACACAGCUACUCAGUCGAUGAAUCAGAAUGGUAAUGCCGAUAACACUCCGUCCGGAACUGAACAUGUUCCUGCGGCAAACAAUACUCAAAAUGGUGAAGGUGGAAGUGCGAUCAUUCGCCCGAUAGAUCAAGGUGACAACCUCAACACUGGAGCGGUCACUAGGACAGGGGCACAACUGGGACAUGCACCGGUCACAGAGCCAGUUGAACGACAUAUAUCGAACGACCAAAGCAGUCCUCCCCAUGGCGUAUCCAGAGCUGACCCUCAUGCAGAAGCACAGUCCCAUGGAAACAUAAGCACGCAAUCACACGGGAAUCCUCAGACUGAGCAAAGUGUCCCGGAUACUGAGCAAAAUAUGCCGACCCCACCCGUUGCUGGACAAGUCGGUACUUCCGAAGGUAACUCCGCAGAAGCACAGUCCAAUGGAAAUAUGAGCGCGCAAUCACACGGGAAUCCUCAGACUGAGCAGAAUGUUCCGGGUACUGAGCAAAGCACGUCGACUCCACCCGCUGCUGGACAAGUCGGUACUUCCCAAGGCAACUCUACAGCUGAAUCCAAUGUAGAUGUUCAGUCAAAUGCAGGCGCACAAGCAAAUGGAGAAACGGACCAUGAUAUGUCUAAUACAUCUGACCAACAAGGUGGUAUAUCUGAAAGCUCUACAGCUGAUGCUAAUGCUGAGACACAAGGCCAUGGAAGUGGUCCACCUGGCCAUGCAGAAGGAGAGCCUAUGGAAGGCGUCCAGUAUUCGAACCCUUCGUCUGACUCGUUCGAAGGCGCACUUUCAUCGGAUGGCGAAUCAUAUCUGGCAACAGUGCUGGGGAGCGGACCCUGGACACUGCAUCCUAACUAUACCCAUAAUUCCGAUAAUAUCUGGGAGCAUGCCCAUCUCGCGCUACUCAAGCUCUCAAAAGACCCCGUAAAUGAGAACCUCGCCAGCUUGGUGUCCGCAUGGGCAGAUGCAGCAACGAAAGUGUUACCUGAGGCAGUAGAACAAUGUCCUUUCGAUCUUAGGUUGCAUCGAGAAGUAUUCGCACGUGUUCAAGAACUCUGUCAAGCGAGUCAUGCUGAUGAUUCUAUACAAGAGCAGUUAAAGGCACAAGCAGAUAUACUGAGACAGCAUGCAUUGAGACUUAAUAUGAAGGAGAGCCUUGAUUGGACAUUCGCUAUAGAGGAACGGAGAGGCCUCGCCACUAAGACUCCAGACAGCGAAGGCUAUUCUCGUCUUGCCCCCUCGAAUACUCUUCCCUUUCUUGAGUCAAAUAGUCGCGUGUACUUUACCGAUCGACGAGGAAGAGACAGGGGCGAGUAUGCGGAUAUUAUAGCUUGGGGAAAGCAAGGAUAUGGACACCAAUUCGUGAUUAACUUCCGCCGCCAGGCGAGUAAUCACUAUAUGAUCAUAAAAGCCAGUUACUUUGGGACAGGUACCUUCAACAAAUUUCUCGAUUUCAACGCAGUCGCGGAGUCGAAGAUCGCAGAGCUGGAAGUCACUCCUCGGUCGAAACUGCGACGUGAUAAUUACAAAGAUCUUAUAAUCAAGGCCACCACGCGCUCCGACGGCUCUUGUGUGGGCAACGUACGGCGACAUGAAUCCAAGGCCUUCCUACAUCUUCCGAAUGUCAGAUUGUUGAAAGAACUAUCUAGAAAGGACAAUGACCUUGCUUUCAACACAGAUCUGGUGGCAAUGUAUGAGACGCGCUACGAAGUCAAAGCCGCUAUUGAUUCCUGGAGGAAGCAAGCCGGUCAGGAGGAUCGUGAAGGCUUCAGAUGGUAUUCUUUAUCACGGGAGAAUACUCCUGCCGAGUCUCGCGAGGCUCGAGAUUCUACAGCUGAGCCGGAAGAUACCUCAAGCAACGUGUCUACGGUUCGAGCGGAGAACAAUGCGGCCGAUGGCGUUAGUCCAACGCCAGCCCAAGCAAGAGAAAGUAAUGCCAGUCGAGCUUCUACAGUUCAGCCGGAAGGUACCCAAAGCAACGGGUCUACGCCUAGCGCCAGCCCAAACAAGAUCAAGGCCUCGUCAAGCUCCUUCUCAAGCAAGUGGAGGAAAUACUGUACUCGUCGAGCUCCUGCUCAAGCACGUGGAGGAAAUACUCGAGCUCCUGCUCAAGCAAGGGAAGGCAAUACACGUCGAGCUCCUGCCCAAGCAACAGGGGAAAGGAGUGCCAGUGGAGCUCCUGCAGCUCAGCUAGAAGGUCAACCGGCGAAUAACACAAUCGGGGCCGAGAGAACCGUUCUUGUCUCUGAGGUCCGAAUAAUACAGAUGCUGGAAAAUCUGGAAGGGUUCUCGCGAGAGACGGCCAGGCGACUAGCGGCUCUUGAGCAACGUAACACGGAUGGUGCUCGAGCACCUAUUACUAACCUAUGCAGAAUAGAAAGCGACGACAUGUGCCAAAUCUGCUAUUACAAUUUCAAUGAUUCCGAUCGCAAACUUGUCGAGAUAAUAUGGAAUGGACUAGACUUCCAUACCGGAGAAAUGCAACGGAUUGAGGUAUAG